CUCCGCGCGCCGCGUCGUCGUCACUGUGCAGAGCUGCUGCAGGUUCGAAAGCGAUGGCCGCGCUCUACGCCCUCGUCGCGGUCUCGCUGCUGCCCGUUCUCGUCACGGCGGAGUGCGACUGCUCGGACGACGACGCCACGGGCCGCGACAAGGCGGGAGCGCUGCGGCUAAAGAUCAUCGCCAUCUUCUUCAUCCUGGCGGGGGGCGCGGCCGGCGCGGCGGUGCCGGCGCUGGGGCGCAGGCUCCCCGCGCUGCGCCCGGGCGCGGGCCCGUUCCUCGCCGUCAGGGCCUUCGCGGGCGGCGUCAUCCUCGCCACGGGGCUGGUUCACAUCCUGCCCGCGGCCUUCGACGCGCUGGGCUCGCCGUGCCUCGCGGCGGCCGGCGGGCCGUGGGCCAGGUUCCCAUUCGCCGGAACGGUCGCCAUGCUCGCCGCGGUCGCCACGCUCGUGGUGGACACGGUCGCCACGGGGUACCUGCGCCGGAAGGCCGCGGCGGUCGGCGACGAGCCACCGCAGCUCGGCGGGGACGACCCCGAGGAGGCCUCCGGCGGCGGGCGCCACGGCCACGCGCACGGUGUCGACGACGACGACGACGACCUCGUACGCCACCGCGUCGUCUCUCAGGUGCUGGAGCUGGGCGUGGUGGUGCACUCGCUGAUCAUCGGCAUGUCCCUGGGCGCCUCGGAUUUCCCCAGCACGGUGCGCCCGCUCGUCCCGGCGUUGACGUUCCACCAGCUCUUCGAGGGCAUCGGCCUCGGCGGGUGCAUCGUCCAGGCCAAAUUUCGCCUCAGGUCAAUGGUGGCGAUGGCAGUCUUCUUCUCCCUGACGACCCCGAUCGGCGUGGCCAUCGGCAUCGGGAUAUCGUCGGCGUACGACGAGACGAGCCAGACGGCGCUGGUCGUGCAGGGCCUGUUCGAGGCCGCGGCCGCGGGGAUCCUGGUGUACAUGGCGCUCGUCGACAUCCUCCGCGAGGACUUCAUGAGCGCCCGGGUGCAGGGCAGCGCGCCCCUGCAGGCCGCGCUGAGCGCCUCGCUGCUGCUGGGAGCUGGCUUGAUGUCCAUGCUCGCCAUCUGGGCAUGAGUGACCAGAACGUGAGCUGAAGCGCAGUGAGUGAAUUGUAGUAGUUUCGUUAGGUUCGUGUUACAGUGGGUCAGCCGCUUGCCCGCUUUCGAGUGUACAGAAGAGGAGGGGUUUGUUUUUGUGCAUGCAAGUUCUUUGGUGCCGUCAAGUAACCACUAACAACCCA
Molecule: messenger RNA, 1245 nt
Organism: Zea mays
Lineage: Eukaryota; Viridiplantae; Streptophyta; Magnoliopsida; Poales; Poaceae
Product: zinc transporter 5
Exons: 3
Coding region: 54-1079 (341 amino acids)
Biological process (GO): zinc ion transmembrane transport
Cellular component (GO): plasma membrane
Molecular function (GO): zinc ion transmembrane transporter activity
Source: RefSeq, a predicted model, not a curated record